Molecule: messenger RNA, 1796 nt
Organism: Galeopterus variegatus (Sunda flying lemur)
Lineage: Eukaryota; Metazoa; Chordata; Mammalia; Dermoptera; Cynocephalidae
Gene: GDAP2
Product: ganglioside induced differentiation associated protein 2
Exons: 12
Coding region: 1-1362 (453 amino acids)
Source: RefSeq, a predicted model, not a curated record
AUGCACGUGACGAGACGGUGGAUAGCUGUAAUGGCCUACGUCUUUGGAAACAAGAUUACUGUGGCUUUGUUGAAUGAGAAGGGAAGAAAUUGUGGCAACAGACUUAUUUCAAGAGGUUUGGUCGGGAAGGGAGCAUUUGGGUCGUAUGUAUCUCCAGACUUAUGUAUGUUUCCAAUGUUGCCAGGUUGCCGAACAGGUGAAGCAAAAUUGACAAAAGGAUUUAAUCUAGCUGCACGGUUCAUCAUUCACACAGUGGGACCUAAAUACAAGAGCCGCUAUCGCACAGCAGCUGAGAGCUCCCUGUACAGCUGCUAUAGAAAUGUACUUCAGCUGGCAAAAGAGCAGUCAAUGUCUUCUGUUGGAUUUUGUGUCAUCAAUUCCGCAAAACGAGGUUAUCCUUUAGAGGAUGCAACACAUAUAGCACUUCGCACUGUAAGGAGAUUCCUAGAGAUUCACGGGGAAACCAUUGAAAAAGUAGUAUUUGCUGUCUCUGAACUUGAAGAGGCUACUUACCAAAAGCUGCUACCUCUGUAUUUCCCAAGGUCAUUAAAGGAGGAGAGUCAAACAUUGCCAUACCUACCUGCAGAUAUUGGAAAUGCAGAAGGGGAGCCUGUGGUACCUGAACGGCAGAUUAGAAUAAGUGAAAAGCCUGGUGCUCCAGAGGACAACCAAGAAGAUGAGGAUGAAGGCUUGGGAGUUGAUCUCUCUUUCAUUGGCUCUCAUGCUUUUGCCCGAAUGGAAGGAGAUAUUGAUAAGCAAAGAAAACUGAUCCUUCAGGGACAAUUAUCAGAGGCAGCCUUGCAGAAGCAGCAUCAAAGAAACUAUAAUCGCUGGUUAUGUCAAGCAAGAUCUGAGGAUCUGUCUGAUAUUGCUUCUCUAAAAGCCUUAUACCAAACAGGUGUUGAUAACUGUGGUCGCACAGUGAUGGUGGUAGUUGGAAGAAACAUUCCUGUAACAUUAAUAGAUAUGGACAAGGCUCUCUUAUAUUUUAUCCAUGUAAUGGAUCACAUUGCUGUGAAGGAAUAUGUAUUAGUAUAUUUUCACACACUGACCAGCGAAUACAAUCACCUGGAUUCUGACUUCCUGAAGAAACUCUACGAUGUUGUUGAUGUCAAGUACAAGAGGAAUUUGAAGGCUGUUUAUUUUGUUCAUCCAACAUUUCGUUCAAAGGUAUCAACAUGGUUUUUCACCACCUUUUCUGUCUCAGGACUGAAGGAUAAAAUCCACCAUGUGGACAGCCUUCACCAGCUCUUUAAUGCCAUAUCACCAGAACAGAUCGACUUUCCCCCUUUUGUCCUUGAAUACGAUGCCAGGGAAAAUGGGCCUUACUAUACAUCUUAUCCCCCAUCACCAGAUUUGUGACCUACCAUCUUUCAGUGCUUCUUGAUUCCAAGGAUGCUCCUUCCUCCACAAAUCGCUACCUAUUGAAGUGAUACUAAUUUUUGCUGUACAGAUCCAGAGAGCCUUUUGUCCCCACCUCUCUGGUAUUUUUUUAUUGACUCUAUAUUUUCUGGCACAUAAGCAAUCUAAAAAUGGUAGGCCAUUCUGAACUGCACACAUUUUAAAUUUGUAUAUUUGUAUCAAAUGGAAAUGUCCAUUUUUAGUGUUGUUCAUAAAAAUUGGGUAGCAACUUUUGAGUAUCUUCAGUUUCCUGAAGGACACUGGAUUCUCCAUCAGAGAAGCCACGAGUAUUAUUCAUGUCAUCUCCUUGUCAUUGCACGUUUCCUUUGUGUAUUUGUGUUUCUUGAAAUAUAUGGAACCAAUGUAUGCUGAAUGGAUGCAUUGUUUGCUUUAGA